AUGACUCCGAACCCUCCGGUCCCGUCUGCUCUCCAUCCUCAGUUCCGUACGCACAUCCGCACACCCACUAUUGCGGCGUCGCCGCAACAAGUGGCAGACCUCAGCUCCGAAGCUCCUCCCGAGUCUCAUGACGACAAAUCUGGAGAGUCUCUCUUCUCGAACCAAACCAACUGUCGAAGUUCACUACGUAUAACUACCGAUAUUCAAUCUACGUCACCUGCCCGCAACGCCAGCCACAACGCAUGCCAUAGUGGACACAACAGUCUUGCCCCAUCUGGGGGUCAGCUUCCUGUCGAGCGCAGAAGAUCCUCGAGUCUUCGGCCUAUUCAAAGAACACCGUCGCUCAAGCAAGCAAUUGCCAAUAGUAUUGGCUCUGCUUGUAGCUCCGCCGUUCCGAGUCCUCUGAUCACUGCGAUGGGCGAUAUCACACCUUUGCCAUCGCCUUUACUCAUGAGUGACUCGCCUGGACCCUGGAGAAGGCUUGGUAUGCGUCCACCAUCGCGGGAGGCGCCGCCGAUACUGCCUUCCAUGAUGCCUGGCUCUGCACUUGUUACCGCUAAUGGAGAGUCCGUCUCUUCCGCCCUGGCAAAUCAAAGCAAACGUAAGACAUAUGUCGGUCUUAAGGGAAGCGACGCACCGCCCGGGCCGGAACACCGUGCAGAACAUACGCAUGGUCGAAACAGAAGUGUGAGUGAAUAUGUACCUGAUCCUUUAGCGAUCCCCAAGAGGCAAAGUACCGUAUCCGGAUCGCAUCCACGAGCUGAGAUCGGCGUUGUUGGCACCGAUGACAAACAUAUGCGACGGGAACGACAUCUCGGACCGACUCGGGGUUUAGUCCCAUCACAUAAACCUCCAACCCCCCCUCCGAGCGAAUCAUCUCAGAGUACUGAUGGGUCAACUGGGCAAUUGAGGAAACCAAAAGCAGAAUAUUUCGAAGCAUAUGGCCGGCAUGAUAAAAAAUUGAGAAGAUGGCGAGCAGUAAAACAGCUUGGUGAAGGGACGUUCAGUCGUGUCGUGCUGGCGACAAGUCAUGUGCAUACUGACGACAACGAAACCCCUAAAACUCUGGUUGAAUCAGAACCAGACCCGAAGAGUUUAGUAGCAGUCAAAGUCUGUGAACACGGUCCCCGUGGCGGUGCAUCAGAAGAUCGUAUCGAAAUGAGUUUGAAGCGAGAACUUGAGAUCAUGCAAACUCUACAUCAUCCCUCUUUGGUACACCUGAAAGCCUGGAACAUUGAGCAAACACGGGCAUUGUUGGUUAUCAGCUAUUGUCCCGGUGGGGAUUUAUUCGAUUUGGCCGCCAGGCACAAAGAAUUGCUUACACCGCCAUUACUGAGACGAAUAUUUGCCGAACUUGUGGGUGCUGUUCAAUAUCUCCAUGAACGCCGGAUUGUUCACCGAGAUAUUAAACUUGAAAAUGUCCUGGUUAAUGUUCCUAUCCACCAGUUGGCGGACCCUAAGCAGGACUGGGCUACAUAUCCGGAUUCUGUCAUUACUUUAACGGAUCUUGGACUUUCUCGCCGGGUAGCCGAUGACGAAAAGCUGGAGACAAGAUGCGGCUCAGAUGACUACGCCGCCCCCGAAGUUAUUCUUGGUCAACCGUACGAUGGCAAGGCAAUUGAUGCAUGGUCUAUGGGUGUCCUACUCUACGCAUUAUUGGAAUCACGCCUGCCUUUCGAUCCACCACCAGGAGCGCCUGAUGCACUUAGAAUGCGAAGUCGUACAAGUCAUAGGAUUGCGCGAAUCGAAUGGAGAUGGAUCGAAUAUGCUGGAGAUGAUGGCGAUCACGAAUGUGACGAGGCUAAGUUCGAGGCCAAGGGUCUCACAGGCGCCAUGGAAGUAACCGAAGGCUUAUUGAAGAGAGCUCGAAGUCGAUGGACUCUCGAAAAGGUUGCAGAAACUGAAUGGGUACGAGGUGGAAUCAAGGUCGAAGGUGGUCCUAAAUUCAAAGAGGAGGAAGAAGGUGAAGAAGUGUUAUGA
Messenger RNA from Truncatella angustata, 1980 nucleotides. RefSeq names its product kinase-like domain-containing protein. The record is from RefSeq and is a predicted model, not a curated record. Bases 1 to 1980 code for a protein of 659 amino acids. The transcript has 2 exons. Gene Ontology annotation, cellular component: cytoplasm. Gene Ontology annotation, molecular function: ATP binding; protein serine/threonine kinase activity. NCBI's taxonomy places the organism in Eukaryota, Fungi, Ascomycota, Sordariomycetes, Amphisphaeriales, Sporocadaceae. Gene Ontology annotation, biological process: intracellular signal transduction; protein phosphorylation.